AUGGAUAUUACUACAGUUGUUUGUAUCAUACUUCUUGCCUAUACACCUUGUAAAUCCUUUUUAUACCAAUUUAAUCGUCAUAAAAUAUUAAGAAAUUCAACAUCUCUUUAUAAUGGUGAUCCAACCCAUCAUUGCAAAUCUUCACCAAUCAGGGUAGCUAUUAUGGGAAGUACUGGUUCCAUAGGUACACAAGCCUUGGAUAUUAUAUCAAAAAUGAAUGAAGGCGAUGAAAAAUUCAAAGUUGUAGCCCUGACAGCAAAAGAAAAUUUUCAAUUGUUGUCUAGACAAAUCGAAAAGUUCAAACCUGAAGUUGCACAUAUAUAUGAAUAUGCUGAUUCAUUGAGGGAGCUUGUAAGUGAUAAAACAGAAAUAAUCACGGGGAAAAGGGCACUUUUGGAUCUAUGCAAUUCAGAUAUCUAUGAUUUGUUGGUUCUUGGCAUCUCUGGUUCUGCCGGAAUUGAACCCACGAUCGCUGCUGCAAAAUCUGGAAAAAGGAUAGCACUUGCCAACAAGGAAUCGAUUGUAUCUGCUGGGGAUAUAUUAAAAAAUGUUGUUAGAGAAUGUGGGAGUAUCAUUUUACCCGUUGACUCUGAACACAAUGCUAUAUAUCAGUGUUUAUCACCCAUAGCUACCAACAAUGAAGCCCAUUCACAAUCCAUCUGCAAUAUACCAGAAAGCAUAAUCAACAGUAUCAAAAUGCUGGUACUAACUAGCAGUGGUGGCCCUUUUAGGGAAGUUGACGCCUCUCUAUUUGGAAAAAUGAAAGUAAGUGAUAAUAUUUCACACCCAGUUUGGUCGAUGGGAGCAAAGAUUACAGUAGACUCAUCUACUAUGAUGAAUAAGGGGUUGGAGAUAAUAGAAGCUCAUCAUUUGUUUGGAAUACCAGUGGAUAAAAUAGGAGUUCUAGUACACAAGGAGUGCAUAGUACAUUCUAUGGUAGAAUUCAUGGAUAAUUCUAUAAUAUCUCAGAUGUACCUACCGGAUAUGAGGUUGCCUAUAGCCUAUGCACUAAAUUGGCCAAAGCGCAUCCAUAACAGCUUACCAUCUCUAGAUUUAACUAAAUACACAUUAUCGUUUGCAAACCCAGACUUUGAAAAGUUUCCAUCCCUAAAACUUGCGUACCGAGUUGGAAAAGUGGGUGGACUAUUUCCAGCAGUUUUAAAUGCGGCAAAUGAUAGGGCUAACGAGCUAUUUAGAAUGGAUAUGGUGUCUUAUGAUGAAAUGUUUAAUCUUGUUAAAACAACUGUAGAGAAUUUUAAUCCUGACAAAUACUCAAAUGAUCUACAAGAUAUAUUAGAAGCGGACAAAUGGGCAAAGGACCAUGUUGAUAAGUUACAUAAAAGGAAAUAG
This is a messenger RNA of Theileria equi strain WA, 1350 nucleotides long. RefSeq names its product 1-deoxy-D-xylulose 5-phosphate reductoisomerase, putative. Lineage: Eukaryota; Apicomplexa; Aconoidasida; Piroplasmida; Theileriidae. The transcript has a single exon. Gene Ontology annotation, biological process: isoprenoid biosynthetic process. The record is from RefSeq and is a predicted model, not a curated record. The coding region runs from base 1 to 1350 and encodes 449 amino acids. Gene Ontology annotation, molecular function: protein binding; NADPH binding; manganese ion binding.